Scomber scombrus (Atlantic mackerel) is the source of this 1509-nucleotide messenger RNA. Its product is annotated as proteasomal ubiquitin receptor ADRM1-like. Gene Ontology annotation, molecular function: proteasome binding; endopeptidase activator activity; ubiquitin binding. Lineage: Eukaryota; Metazoa; Chordata; Actinopteri; Scombriformes; Scombridae. The coding region runs from base 22 to 1263 and encodes 413 amino acids. The record is from RefSeq and is a predicted model, not a curated record. Gene Ontology annotation, biological process: ubiquitin-dependent protein catabolic process. Gene Ontology annotation, cellular component: proteasome regulatory particle, lid subcomplex; nucleus; cytoplasm. The transcript has 9 exons.
UUACUCCUCCUCAUCCUCAUCAUGGCCUCCGGAGCGUUGUUCCCCAGCAUGGUGUCCGGGUCCCGCGGCUCCUCCAGCAAGUAUCUGGUGGAGUUUCGUGCCGGUAAGAUGACCAUGAAGGGCAGCACGGUGACCCCCGACAAGCGUAAAGGUCAGGUCUACAUCCAGCAGACCGACGACUCCCUCAUCCACUUCUGCUGGAAGGAUCGGACCACCGGGAACGUCGAUGAUGAUCUGAUCAUCUUCCCUGAUGACUGCGAGUUCAAACGGGUGAACCAGUGCACCACCGGACGCGUCUAUGUGCUGAAGUUCAAAGCUGGCUCCAAAAGGCUUUUCUUCUGGAUGCAGGAGCCUAAGACCGACAAGGACGAGGAGCACUGCCGUAAAGUGAACGAGUACCUCAACAACCCGCCCAUGCCCGGCGCCCUGGGCAGCGGCGGCAGUGGAGGACAUGAUCUGUCUGCUCUGGGAGGCGAGGGCGGCCUUCAAAGCCUUCUGGGUAACAUGAGCCACAACCAGCUCAUGCAGCUCAUUGGACCGACUGGACUCGGAGGGAUCGGUGGUCUCGGAGCGCUGGCUGGUCCAGGUUUAGCCAACCUUUUGGGAAGCAGCAGCAGCAGCAGCAGCGUUCCUGCAGCCAGCAACUCCUCCACCAGCCCCUCCACAGCCGUCACCCCCACCUCCACCUCCACCACCAGUCGGCUCGGCUCCUCCCAGGUGCCCACCACGCCCAUCACCCCCUCCGCCACCACAGCGGCCUCCCCGACAGCCACCACACCCUCCACCCCCGCCGUGACGUCUCUGGCGGCGGGGGCGGCCAAUCCCACACAGCCCAUCCAGCUGAGAGACCUGCAGAGCAUCCUGGCGACCAUGAACGUACCGGCCAGCGGACAGGGAGUGGACCUGGCCAGCGUCCUGACACCUGAGGUCAUGGCUCCCAUCCUGGCGAACCCCGAGGUGCAGCAGCGGCUGAUGCCCUAUCUGCCCACCGGAGAGUCACUGCUUCAGAGCACAGAGGAGCUCCACAACACGCUCAGCUCGCCUCAGUUUCAGCAGGCUAUGAGCAUGUUCAGCAGCGCUCUGGCGUCCGGGCAGUUAGGACCUCUAAUGAACCAGUUUGGUUUGCCUGCAGAGGCUGUCGACGCUGCUAACAAAGGAGACGUUGAGGCUUUUGCCAAAGCCAUGGAGACCGAGACAAAGUCCCCCCAGGACGGAGACUCUAAAGAGAAGAAAGACGACGAUGAAGACAUGAGUUUGGACUAAUAACUCUUUCUGGGGGGGAAUAACUAAUUAUUAUUUAAUGUAUUUAUUUAGCUGCUUCUGCUGUUUUGUAACACAUUAAGGAUAUAGAUUAUGGGUAACAUAGUAGAAACUGUGACUCCCUCUCAGCUGAUAGUGCCGUGUUCAUCCUCCGUCAGCGUUGAAUUAAUAUUUACCGAUCGAACAUGUUUGACCUGCAUGUCAGCUACAAGCCCGUCCUGUCCUAACACAAGGGAACAGUAAAGUAAU